GUCCCUGCCCUGCCCUGCAGUGCACACCUCUCGCUCGCCUAACAACUGGUAGAGCUCGCGCGCGCCAGCACUUGUCGUCUCGCUCCCUAGUCCCUAUCCUCCUCCAUUGGUGAAGGUUCUCCCUUGAGUUGCACCACCGUCUUCCUCCCAUCCGAGCUCCCGCUAUUCCUCCACUACUCACUGUACCAGUAGGCUGCGUCCCGACGUUGCCUGCUAGAUCUCGGUGGAGGAGCUGAGGAGAUCUAUGGCGAGUAGUAUUGGGGGAGAUGCUGGGGAAGGGGAGUGGCUCAAGGUCGCUGAGCUGAGAGCCAUGGCCGAAGCCCAGGACCCGCAUGUUAAGGAGGUUGACAACAUGACGCUCCGGAGGUUCCUGCGAGCGCGCGACCACGACGUGAGCAAGGCCUCGGCGAUGCUCCUCAAGUUUGUGGCAUGGAGGCGGGAGGCCGUGCCUGGCGGCGUCAUGCCGGCGGAACAGGUGCGUAGAGAGCUCUCAGACGACAAGGCCCGCAUGGGCGGCGUCGACCGCGCCGGUCGCCCCGUCGUGUUCGCCUUUCCGGCCAAGCACUUCUCCGCCAACCGCGACAUGGCCGAGCACAAGCGAUUUCUUAUCUACUUGCUGGACAAGAUCUGUGCGAGGAUCCCUCGAGGGCAGGACAAGUUCAUGUGCGUGGUGGACCUCAAGGGGUGGGGGUACGCCAACUCCGACGUCCGGGCCUACAUCGCCACCAUCGAGAUCAUGCAGAGCUACUACCCGGAGAGGCUGGGCAAGGCGCUCAUGAUCCACGUGCCCUACAUCUUCAUGAAGGCCUGGAAGAUGGUGUACCCCUUCAUCGACGCCAACACCAGGGCCAAGAUCAUGUUCAUCGACGACAAGAACCUGGAUGAGACGCUGCGGCAGGAAAUGGAGGAGAGCCAGGUGCCAGAGAUCUACGGUGGGAAGCUAACUCUGAUUCCCCUCGCCGACGACUAGCUUCCUAGAUAGAUCGAUGCACGCAGUAUGUAUGUCAUGGCCUGUAGGGUUCAGGCUCGACAGAAAAGUGCUUGCUUCUUAUGAAAAUUAAAAGUAAAAGAAUAUGUGAAGAAGCAAAGCUAUGUUCGCAGCUA
Molecule: messenger RNA, 1104 nt
Organism: Lolium perenne
Lineage: Eukaryota; Viridiplantae; Streptophyta; Magnoliopsida; Poales; Poaceae
Source: RefSeq, a predicted model, not a curated record